AUGCCGCCGAAGACCUGGACAGACACCAGGGGAAGUGAGAAGAUGGGGCCAGUCACCUACUUCAGCCUCUGCCUCCUCGGCUGCCUGAUCUUUAACCCCUCGCUGGCAGGGGCACAAGAUGUGUCCUGUCCCAGGGGCUGGCUACCCUUCCAAGGCUACUGCUAUGGAUACUUCUUCCAAGAGAAAACCUGGCUGGAGGCUGAGGUUCAUUGCCAGCACCAGGGGCCCGGGGCCCAUCUCGUCUCCAUUCACAGUACUGGAGAAAAUAAAAUGCUGGCCCAUUACAUCAAGCUGUACCACAGAAAGAACAGUCCGGUCUGGAUCGGACUCUCAGACCCUCGUGGGGAUCAAAGCUGGAGCUGGGUUGAUAAAUCCCUGGUCAACUUCAGAGCUUGGGAUAAAGGGCAACCUGAUAGUCAGGGAGCAAAUGAGCACUGCACAGUGUUCGAAAACAGUCCAGAUUUUCAGAAAUGGCACGAUUAUCCCUGUGAAGACAGACACCCCUUCAUUUGUAAGCGCAAACCCUAGGGGAGGCAGCUCGCCUGCACCUGGGGGCUCCCAGUACCUGGGCUGUGAGUGAAUCGUGUCCCUCCAGCUCCCCGGGGAGACCAGAUCCUGUGUCCCCGGCUGCAAAGUCCCUUCUGCAAAGCAUCGCUGAGUUACGCUGUGUCACUCCCGCUCUGCUCUGCCCCCUUCUCUCCCUGUGGCACCCACGCUCUGCUCUUCUCAGCCAUCUCAGCACAGUGCAGUGAUAAUAAAC
Molecule: messenger RNA, 760 nt
Organism: Mauremys reevesii (Reeves's turtle)
Lineage: Eukaryota; Metazoa; Chordata; Testudines; Geoemydidae
Product: C-type lectin BpLec-like
Exons: 6
Coding region: 1-528 (175 amino acids)
Molecular function (GO): signaling receptor activity
Source: RefSeq, a predicted model, not a curated record